Messenger RNA from Triplophysa rosa, 6588 nucleotides. RefSeq names its product cyclin dependent kinase 12 (gene cdk12). Lineage: Eukaryota; Metazoa; Chordata; Actinopteri; Cypriniformes; Nemacheilidae. Bases 809 to 4627 code for a protein of 1272 amino acids. The record is from RefSeq and is a predicted model, not a curated record. Gene Ontology annotation, cellular component: cyclin/CDK positive transcription elongation factor complex; nucleus. Gene Ontology annotation, molecular function: cyclin binding; cyclin-dependent protein serine/threonine kinase activity; ATP binding. The transcript has 14 exons. Gene Ontology annotation, biological process: positive regulation of transcription elongation by RNA polymerase II; transcription elongation by RNA polymerase II; protein phosphorylation.
AGAGGCUGCGCAUAAUUUGGGCUGUGAUGGAUGAUGUGAAUUCUCUCUGAAUUAAGGGCCGUGGAGGGUUUUAUAUCCACGAACAUCGCCCGAAUUAUAGGUCUGGUUACUUCCCAGAGCCGCUUAAGUAAACUGGAACAAAUUUUAACACAUAAAUAUGUGACAAUUUCCGACAAAUAUGAAACUACAGAGAGUUUACACUGAAUAUUAAAGCGAAUAUGUGAACAAGAAGCAAGCGGGUCAAGUUUUUCAUUUUCAGUUAUGUGGUGAAAUAUCCAUGCACAGCGAGCUUUACUUGAUCAAAGCUCAACAGCCGUGUGCAAGGACAUCUAAACAACCGUUUAGACGUUGAUAUCGAACAAGGAUAAGCAAACUAAAACAAGGGAGCGUGUAUUUUGUUCUUUUUUGGCUUUCGAUGGGAGCUAGCUUAGCCUAAGCUAAGCCGCGCAGUGGAGUGGCGCGAGCGCAACGCGUUGACCGAAGCGCCCUGGAAGCGACUAGUAACACCAUCGUGAAGGACAUGAAUCAGAUGUAUCGUUAAAAGGGUCGUUUUUUGUUUCUUGUGUACGUUUGGAUACGUUUUGAAGCCAUAAAGGAGCCAAGUCUUGCUUAGCCGCACCAGGGGAUGACUUCUGGAUACGCUGUGCGCAAUAAGUCGCACGCGCAUCUUCGUGCUUAGUAAACUUUUUCGUCUCGCAAGAUUUUUUGUUUUUUUUACCCAACACUGUGCGAUUUCUGCUGUUCAUGUGCUGUCUUGACCGCAGAGGUUCGCGUCUCCAGAGGACACCGGUCGCUCUAACGUGGAGGUAUGCCUGGAUCAGACCGCCUGCAUGCGACCAAAAGGAAGGCUGAAUCGCUGUACCAUCAGCAGCAGCAGGCGGCCGGUGGGGACGGUAAAACGGCUCCACCUUCGCACACCGGCUCCGGUAAGCAUCUCCUAAAGUCAACGAGCUCUGCUUCUUCCAAGCUCAAACGAAGCAAGUCCAAACAUGAGGCCGAAACCGCCGCCGUCGCCUCCACGUGCAGUUCCGCGGCGCCUCCAGCAGUGGGCGUCAUUAAGCCGCUGGUGGAGUACGACGACAUUAGCUCCGACUCGGACCCUUUCCUGGAUUCUCCCGCAGGUGCGAAACCGAUCGAAGGCAGAGACUCUGACCGAGUAGAUUCUGAUGACAGCAAAGCGGGGGUUAGUAAAGACAACAGGACUCAUAAACACAAGCGCUCCCGGAAGAAGUCCAAAGACCCCCAUCGGGUCCGGGAAUCAUUGGAAAGCGAAGAGAACCCCACAAAGAGCACAAAGGAAAAGGAUCGCGCGAGCAAGGAAAGUCGAAAGGUCAAGGAGAGCUCACUUGUCUCCGCAUCCAGGCGCUCGGAUGAGUCCGGUAGUAAGAGAUCCAGCGACUCUCUCUCAUCCGCUGUGGUCCAGUCGGCCGUAAAUCUGGGCAGCAGCGCAUCCUCAGCAUCUUCAUCCCGAAGCAAGGAAAGCGGGCGUUCGCUGAAGUCCCGCAAAGACAAGGAAAAGAGAGAGGGCUACGAGGACAAGAACCGUCGAAAGCCCUCCAAGAGCCGCAAGUCGAGCCCCAAGGGGAAAAGCCAGUCUCGGGGUAGCCCUAGGAGGAAGGCCGCUGCCCAGUCGGUGAGUCCCAGGAGAAGUGCAGGGGACAGUCCCGCCACCGGAGAGCCGGACAACAGUUAUUCCUCCAGGCGCAGGGCUGCGAGCCCGAGCCCGUACAGGGAGCCGUCCAGACGGAGCAGACAGAGAUCAGAGAGUCCGUAUGGACGGAGGAGGUCUUCGAGCUGCGAAAAGGAUGGAAGUCCGUAUGUAAGCAGGAAACACUCGCCGUGCAGUCCCUAUGGCAACCGACGCUCAUCCAGUACCAGUCCGGUAUCCAGGCGAUCAUUACGUUCCCGUAGUCGCUCUCCACACUACUCGGCCUCUCGCCGUUCGUCCUCUCGUUCUCGCACUAAGAAACACUCUUUAUAUUCCGGAAGUUCGAGAGGAAAAGGCGAAGAAAGUCGAUCCCCUUCUCAUCUGCCGAUCUCAUCCAGCCUCGGGGCCGAGCUUACGCGAAGAAAGAAGGAACGUCAGGCGGCCGCCGCCAAGAACUCUCCCUCUCUCCCUUCAAGCACGGCAAGCGCCACAAACGUGGCAGCGAAAAACACUGAGUUAACACUAGAGACUGCUCCACCCCCUGAGAAGCAAAGACCUCCAUCCCCACCUUCGAGCACCGUUACGCCGGAAGAACCGGCCGCGGCUCCUCCUCCACCUCUCCCUCUGUCCAGUCCUCCUCCAUUACCCCUCUCGACUCCUCCGCCUCUUCCUGCACACUCUCCACCCCCACUUCCUCUCUCGUCCCCUCCACCCCUUCCUCUAAACAGCCCACGGCCAGCCGCUCCACCUUCAGCACCUGCUGUGCCUGUUCCCUCCCGGUCGAAAAGCCCCAUGCAGAAAUCCACACAAAGUUCUGGACACCUGGUGAAGACCUCCACCCUCCCACUGCUCCCACUUCCACCCCUUCUUCUGGGAGACAGCAGGGACAGUCUGAAGAAGAGUCUUUCCCAGAGGUCGUCACGAAAGGAACGAGUGAAGGAGAAAGAAAAGGAAAAAGAAGUCAGGACACGCCUUCUCAGCGAUUUGCCCCUCCCACCUAUGCUUCAUGGCGGAGACCCCUCCCCUCCACAAUCACCUGUCCAGGAGCCUCCGAACCCCCAGCAACCGACCUACAAGAAGAGACCAAAGAUUUGCUGUCCGAGGUUCGGAGAGAGGAAGCAGACUCAGAGCGACUGGGGCAAACGCUGCGUGGAUAAGUUUGACAUCAUCGGCAUCAUUGGAGAAGGAACAUACGGCCAGGUGUACAAGGCCAAAGACAAAGACACAGGUGAGCUGGUGGCACUGAAGAAGGUACGAUUAGAUAAUGAGAAGGAAGGUUUCCCCAUCACUGCCAUCCGAGAGAUCAAGAUCCUGAGACAGCUCAACCACAGCAGCGUUGUUAACAUGAAAGAAAUCGUCACCGACAAACAGGACGCUCUCGACUUCAAAAAGGACAAAGGUGCGUUUUACCUGGUAUUUGAGUACAUGGACCAUGACCUCAUGGGUCUGUUGGAGUCUGGACUGGUGUCGUUCUCUCAUGAACACGUCCAGAGCUUCAUGCAUCAGCUCAUGGAGGGAUUAGAUUAUUGCCACAAGAAAAACUUUCUGCACAGAGACAUCAAGUGCUCCAAUAUUCUGCUAAACAACAGCGGUCAGAUCAAGCUGGCAGAUUUUGGGUUGGCUCGUCUCUAUAACUCGGAGGAAAGUCGGCCGUACACCAAUAAGGUGAUCACGCUGUGGUACCGGCCGCCCGAGCUGCUGCUGGGAGAGGAGAGAUACUCCCCCGCUAUAGAAGUGUGGAGCUGCGGGUGUAUUUUGGGAGAGCUCUUCACCAAGAAACCAAUUUUUCAAGCUAACCAAGAACUACUGCAGCUGGAGCUGAUCAGUCGUCUGUGUGGGAGUCCGUGUCCUGCCGCUUGGCCAGAUGUGAUCAAGCUGCCGUACUUCAACACCAUGAGACCCAAGAAACAGUACAGACGACGCUUACGAGAGGAAUUCGCUUUCCUGCCCGCCUCCGCUCUUGACCUGCUGGACCACAUGUUGACGCUGGAUCCAUCGAAGCGCUGCACAGCCGAACAGGCGCUCACGAGUCAGUUUCUGUGUGACGUGGAGCCCAGCAAAAUGCCGCCCCCAGAUUUGCCUCAUUGGCAAGACUGUCACGAGCUGUGGAGCAAAAAGCGACGGCGACAGAGGCAAAGCGGCGUGCCUGAGGAGUUACCUGUUGCCAAAGUGCCGCGCAAGGAGUCCGGAGGAUCUGCCGGAGGGGAGAACAGCCGCGCGCCCCCGCCUCCCCCCUCCGCCCAGCCUGCGCCUGCAAACAUCACAACUAGUGAGCUUGAAGGUUUGGGAGCCGCUGCGGAGCAGUUGAACCAGACCGAGCUGGCGGUCCUUCUGAACCUGCUCCAAAGUCAAACAGACCAUCUAAACCUCCCGCAGAUGGCCGAGGUCCUCCGCAGCUCCUCUGAAGCCUCCACUUCAGUGCUGGCCAAAACGCCGGCCGCCGCCCCCUCCAUGCCCGAGCUGGACCCCGCGGAACUGCUCAGCCAUCUCUCCACCUUACUCCAGUCCUCUAGCAAUCCUCAGCCUUCAGGACUCCCGCAGGAAGACCAGGCCGGCCUCCUCACGCUCCUGUUGGAGCAGCUGAUAAAGGCUCCGACACAGGGGGCGGACGAAAGCAACGGAGUUCAGUCGGACGAGGCCGUGGCACGAGGCAGCUCUGCUUCCGUCAAGGGCAGCAGUCGCGAGGAUGCUGCAUUAAAAAAGCCCGAGGCGACAGGCUCCAAGUCUGCAGUAGCACCCUCCACCCCCGAACACCCUCGUGACGCAACAGCCGCCCUGCUCCAUCUCCUCUCCCGUCAGACCUCCGAGGACCCUCACCCCAGUCAGGUACCCCCCUCUCCCCCGAGCACAACCCCACCCCCUGCAUCCUCUCACGCCCCCUCGCCCACCGCCGGCCCGGAAAACGCUGCUACAGAGAUUCAGUUCCCCCAGGACCAAGACCUGCGGUACUCUCUGGGUGGAUCCACCGGCCCGUCCUGAGCCGGGACUGAGAGUCGGCCACUCUGAACUGCAUCUGUUGCUUUUUUACUAGUUACGCUUGUGUCUGCCAUUUCUUUCUUCCGUUGAAGGAAAAAGUGAAUGUUCAAGGAAGGAUUCUUAAUUGCUGAAUGGAUGACGUGCAUCCCUCCCAGCAUUGUUUUGAGGUCGUCUGUCCGGUUAGUUGAAAAUGUUUGUGGAUCUGUAAAGGCUGCAUAAACUUUGAAUCCACAUUCUCUCGUGAAAUGGCUUUCCUCGUGCCCUUUCUUGUCCUGGUUCGGUUUCAAGUCCAGGUGUGUCCCAUCUAGUAGGAGAGAAAAGAAUGCUUGGUUUUAUUUUGGGUGGCAAAAGUGUACUUAUCCCCAGUUUUCGAAGCCUGUGUCGUAUUGUUUUCAGGACCAAGAGGUUUAGCAACGUUCAUUUAAAUUGAAGGCAUUUUCCCGAAUUCUUGCGAGACACAUUGGCCGGUCUGAAUUUUAGCAACAGAAUUGCUUACUUUGAUUUUGUCUACGACAAAUGUACAUGUUGUAAAGUGACAAUAAAUUAAAAACGUGGCUGAGUAAAUUGUGUCUGUCAGCGUUUUACUGAACUUAAUGGUACUUUUGCCUCAAUGUUUUAACAUCCUUAAGAUAUUUGAUUAUAAACGUAUAAAUCAAUCCGAAUUGGUGUAUAGGGAUCAGGGUUGGAUCAGGUCACGUGGGCUUGUCUUUUUUUCUCAAGCAAAUCCGAGCGAGAAAAUUCUAGUGCUAAACCAUUUGCCAGAAAUUCAGGAAAAAUGUGUGUAAAAUUCCGGAUACGAAUAUUAUGCAUGUUCUAGAAAGCUUUUAAAUGGGUUUCUGACAGGAAAAUCAGAAAACGUGGUUGAUAUAGCAAAUAUAGACCUUGUUUACAUCAUUUGUCAUAAUUGCAGCUGUCUGAAAAGCUACUGUGAUGUGCACAAAAGACACUGACAGAUGACCUUUGACCUCACCGAUGAGCCUAACGGGUCGAACAUAGUUUAGUUGCUGUUUUCCGAGAUCUGAAUCCUAAACUUUCAACGGCAAAUAACACUGAGAACUAGACCAGCAGAAUCUCUAGAUUUGCGAUUAGUGUCGCGCCUUCGACAACCAAACGUUUGUUUUGGUUAAUCUUUGAUGUUGAUGUAUGUUCUUAGUUUCUUGAUUCACUAAAUGUUUGUUUUAUUGUAGGCAUUACAUUCAUGUAAAAUUUCGAAUAUAUAAAUAUUUGUGAAAUAUGGUAUACCAAUGUAUUCUCUUGUCUUUGCUCCCAAGAUUUUAUCCACCAAGUGGCGCUAGUGAGCCUAUUACAGUCUCUAAAGACAUUUACUGUCGUUUUGUAGCAGUUUGUGUAACUCAUGGCCGUGCGUUACAAAGGCUUGUUUUGUUAUUUCCCCAAGCAUGCUUGCAGAUACAGUCGAGUCGCAUCUAUGCCUCUAUAUUUGCCUGUUAAUUGUAAUAUUUGCAAAGCAGAUGUCUCCUCAAAGUAUUUGACAUGUAAGCCAUACCUAAAGAUGUACGAAUGCCAUUACAAAGACGAAAUCUAAGGCGGUGGUACCGUACGUAUUUAAACCAAAUAUAGCACAAGCAAAACAUUUGACAAAAACAAACUAAGAUUAACUAAUAUUUUAGCGGUUCAAAUGAAGACCAAGUGUGUUUGGACAUUUUCUGGUUGUCCAUUGUUAAUGUGGUUAAUGUGUGUUUGCACACCUGUGAACUUCAUACGUCCACAUACAUUCUUAACACCAGGUGGUUUAAAAUGAAUCCAAGAGUAACUUGGAAAAUGACACGAGUUAUGAGAAAAUCGUUUUCUCGCUUGCUUUGAUAUGAAGAGUUUCUUUGCAAAAGCAGAUAACUGUUUUUAAAAAUGUUUUUGAUUCUGUUAUCAUGUUUCUGUGUUUUAUUGUGUUGUUCAGCUGUAAUUGUUUUAGUUAUUACUACUUGAUCAAAACAACCCAACUGCAGUUC